This is a messenger RNA of Fomitiporia mediterranea MF3/22, 801 nucleotides long. RefSeq lists its product as uncharacterized. NCBI's taxonomy places the organism in Eukaryota, Fungi, Basidiomycota, Agaricomycetes, Hymenochaetales, Hymenochaetaceae. The record is from RefSeq and is a predicted model, not a curated record. The annotation marks the transcript as partial. The transcript has 3 exons.
CCUUCUCAAAUGCCAUCCAGUAAAGUCAAGAUGGGAAAAUCCGGAAUACCCGGCAUGCGCCCGUUCCCAAGGGACAAACCGAAACCGAUUGAAGAAAUGAACGUGGCUGAAUUGCGUAAACUGUACCGUGACAACGAACAAGUCCUCCAGACUCUAAUAGCAUCUUCCUCAUCCUAUGUUGCCAAGAUUGAAGAGAACCAACAAAAAAUACACCAACGAUUAGUCGAGCUAGAGGGAAUGGGUGAAAUUCAACAUAGAAUGCGGCGCGCGACUAUUAGCGAAGACGCGAUCAUGGCGGUUGAUUCAGAACCAGAAGACAAAGAACUAGAUACUAAGGGUGUAAAACAGAAAGCUUUGGCUAAUUGGGGCAAGUUAAGUAGCUCAGACCUUCGAGGUCCUCCUAAGGUAGCCACGCUGAGCCACGAAGAAGCCAUGGAACUGGAACGACAACACAAUGCCUUUGAACGGGAACGACGAGAACGUGAAGAAGCACGUCGGGAAAAGAUGACCUUGCCUACACGAGAAACAAGUCAAGGAAGGACCCUUACAAGCGAUGAAUACGCAGCGAAGGUCUGGGCGUUCAUGAAUUACAAGCCGACAGAUUCGGAUCUCGAAGGUGAAGAUGAGGACGAUGAGGACGAUGAUGAUCCAGCCUCAUGGUUUCAUGAUGAGGAAGAUGACGGAAUAAAGGGCCAGGAUAUUAUAUACCCCGAUGCAGAGGAUCUUUCAGACAUUAUUCGCAUGGAUGAAAGCAAGAUCCAGUACAGCUCGUUCUACGAGCCGCGUGAUCCGGACGAUUAG